This is a messenger RNA of Talaromyces proteolyticus, 1508 nucleotides long. Its product is annotated as putative NEDD8 activating enzyme. Gene Ontology annotation, cellular component: nucleus; cytoplasm. The coding region runs from base 125 to 1405 and encodes 426 amino acids. Lineage: Eukaryota; Fungi; Ascomycota; Eurotiomycetes; Eurotiales; Trichocomaceae. The record is from RefSeq and is a predicted model, not a curated record. Gene Ontology annotation, biological process: protein neddylation. Gene Ontology annotation, molecular function: NEDD8 activating enzyme activity. The transcript is spliced from 6 exons.
CCUGUCAAACACACUUUAGAAGCUCGAAGGCAGCAAACAACCCACCCGCCCGCUGUCUCGACAGCUCCAAGUGCACAAGUCACUAUCAGCUCAUUUCUAGGCUAUCAUAAUUUUCGCUCGCGACAUGCCUUCUAUUCCAACAAAUACAGCAGGUACUAACGUGCGAUGGAAACAUCUAUACAAUGUACUCUGCAAGCCUGGGGCAUUCAGUGAUACGGACUGGGUACCAGGUCCAGAAACCAUAGAUGCACUUGAGACAUCUAAGAUCCUAGUAAUAGGAGCCGGAGGUCUAGGAUGUGAAAUUCUGAAGAAUCUCGCUCUAUCAGGAUUUAAAGAUAUCCAUGUUAUUGAUAUGGACACCAUAGAUAUAUCCAACCUGAACCGCCAGUUUUUGUUCCGCCAGGCUGACGUCGGAAAGCCCAAGGCGGAGGUCGCUGCGGCAUUUGUUGAGAAACGCGUCAAAGGGGUUAAAAUUACGCCUUACGUUGGGAAAAUUCAAGAUAAAGAUGAGGAUUAUUAUAUGCAGUUCAAACUAGUCGUCUGCGGUCUAGAUAGUAUCGAGGCUCGACGGUGGAUUAAUUCGACAUUGAUAGGAAUGGUAGAUCCUGAAAACCCCGAAACUUUAAAGCCAUUGAUAGAUGGUGGUACGGAAGGCUUCAAAGGACAAGCUCGUGUGAUUCUACCUACCCUCUCAUCAUGCAUCGAAUGUCAAUUGGACAUGCACGCACCCAGGGCUGCUGUUCCUCUCUGCACUAUUGCAACUAUCCCCCGACAACCACAACACUGUAUUGAAUGGGCCCAUCAAAUUGCUUGGCAACAGAAUCGCAAGGACGAACCUUUCGAUGGGGAUGAUCUCAACCAUGUUUCUUGGAUCUACCAUCACGCACUUGAACGUGCAAAACAAUUCUCUAUUUCUGGAGUUACGUUUCAGAUGACUCAGGGUGUGGUCAAAAACAUUAUUCCCGCAAUCGCAUCUACCAACGCAGUUAUAGCUGCGGCAACGACCUCCGAAGCUCUGAAGAUCGCAACCUCAUGUAACCCAUUUCUGGAAAAUUAUAUGAUGUAUGCGGGUGAGGAGGGGGUUUACACAUAUACUUUUCCCGCUGAGCAGAAACCAGAUUGUCCAGUUUGUGGCAAUUUGGCACGUACAAUUCAUGUUGACCCUGAAAUUUCCCUUGAACUGUUUAUCGAAAGUUUGAGUGAGCGACCAGAAGCACAGCUCAAACGGCCCAGCUUGCGGUCUGAGGAACGAACACUCUAUCAGCGCUUCCCACCACAGCUAGAAGAACGAACCAGGCCUAAUUUGCAGUUGAAGUUGAAGGAUCUAGUGUCAGAUGGGCAAGAGAUCGCAGUUAGCGACACUGCUUUCACAAUCGAUUUCCGAUACAAACUGGUCUUCAACUAGGACAGGCUAUAGUUUAUAAGGGCAGGAAGUCCAUCACAAGAGAACUACUGGUUUGAUGUAUAUACACAAUAGAAAUGAUAUUACCAACUCCUUUAGAUACAAC